This is a messenger RNA of Brenthis ino (lesser marbled fritillary), 1002 nucleotides long. Lineage: Eukaryota; Metazoa; Arthropoda; Insecta; Lepidoptera; Nymphalidae. The record is from the annotation of a GenBank genome assembly.
AUGUUUCUAUACAAAAUAUUAAUAGUUUUUAUAACAAGCAAGAUAUCAAUUGCCUUGGUGUAUGCUCAUCAAGAGAGAAACUCAGAGAAAACUGAGUCUGAUGACAUGGAACGAGAGCACAUUGUACGUAAGAGCAUGAACAGAGAGUGGCAGUACGAGGGCAUACACAUAGAGCUGCCGUACCGAAAGAGUUAUAACGUAGAGAAAACUACUACGUCUACCACAACGGAACCCCCUCUGGACCCGCCCCUCGACCGCCGCUACCGCCGUAUCUACAACGCUGACGAAAUCGGCUACAUCGAGGACUACCCUUUCCUCGCGGCCUUGCUGGUGAACAAGCAGCUCUGGUGUGGAGGAGCCAUCAUCAGCUCGGACACGAUAUUGACUGCUGCGCAUUGUUUGCAAUUACAAUAUAACAACCGAUUCUUCCGAGAGUACGUGAAAAUGCUGAGUAUUCGAGUGGGUUCUUCAAACGCGACCGCCGGCGGGGAACUAUAUAAAGUGACAGAGAUCUUCUUCCAUCCGAACUAUAAACCUGAAACCUUGGAGUUUAAUUUUGCAGUACUAAGAGUACACAAGAAAAUAACCAGCGACAAAAAAGUUAAAGUGUCAGAAAUAGAUUAUUCGACAGACAAAUUGGUACCAACUGAUAGUAAUAUCACGUUCCUUGGUUGGGGAUCGGUAUUGAGCAUCGGAGGUUUGGGUGGACAAGUGCUGCUACAGAAGUUAGUCCUUCCAGUCUAUGAUCUUGCUGAUUGCCAAGAGAUCUACGGCAGAAAUCUGGUUACAAGAACUAACUUCUGCGCAGGAUAUAUAACACUCGCGAAAAAUGUAUGCAAUCACGAUGCAGGAGGACCGGCAAUAAUGGACGGAUUAUUAGUCGGCAUUUUGUCUUUUUCUUCCAAACGUUGUGACAAACCAGACCAGCCAGCAGUGUUCUCGACCGUCGGGGCUGUUACAUCCUGGCUGGAAAGUAUUGGAGAAAACAAAGUGACGCUUACG